AUGGAGCCAUAUAAAGUGUCCGUAUAUUUUGUGCUGCUAUUUUCAUUCGUUACAAUUGUUCACGGUGUCAAGGAAAACAAUGGAGAAAAGGCUUUGUCCGGGUUUUGGUACGAAGUGUUGGAAACCAGGCUCGACUUCUUGCAGUACAAGCUGAACGAGAUGGAGCUUACUAGGAAGGAAGAUCAAGAGAAGCUAGAUAUGAAACUAUUUCACCACAGCCUCGUAUUGGAAAGAUUACUGUUUAUUAUAAAUAAAUUGAACCAAACCAUCGAAGAUUUUACAUCGAAGCAAGAUCAAGCAUUGAUUCAGCGGAAUCUGGGCUUGUACAUUCCGAGCAUAUUGUAUCGAUCGUGCAAGGAGGAACCAACGAAGCGAUCUGGCAAGUAUGCAAUACAACCUAACGGAAACGAUGUACCAUACGUAGGGUAUUGUGACCAGACUACAUUCGGAGGAGGAUGGCUUGUGUUCCAGUAUCGUUUUGAUGGAUCGGUGGACUUUUGGCGCAACUGGACUGAGUAUCGCGAUGGGUUUGGAAGCAUGGAUGAAGAGUUCUGGCUCGGGAAUGCAUUGAAAUCUCAUAGAGACAUGAAGUUCUCCACCAAGGAUCGGAGAAAUGAUAUUCACCCAAUUGAUGACUGUGCUAACUUAUACAAAGGAGCAUGGUGGUAUAACGAAUGUAUGCAAUCACAUCUGAAUGGACUGUAUUUGAAUCGAAACAGUGCAACAUCUAUUGGUUGGUACUACUACAAAAAUUCAUGGGAAGGUUAUGCAUACUCAAGAAUGUCGAUUCGUGAAGUUUAA
Messenger RNA from Anopheles merus, 801 nucleotides. Its product is annotated as ryncolin-4-like. Lineage: Eukaryota; Metazoa; Arthropoda; Insecta; Diptera; Culicidae. Bases 1 to 801 code for a protein of 266 amino acids. The record is from RefSeq and is a predicted model, not a curated record. The transcript has 2 exons.